UCUAGCUUCUCCUCCCCUACACACAGUGUUCCUUCACUUGCCGUGUCUCCUUGGGAAGUGAAGUGGUCUUCCCCCUUUCAUUCUCCCUAUAGAAAAAACAAAACAAAACAAAAACAAGAAAAACCUGUGAGUCACGUGACAGGUGGGGCUCGGCUACCCUCGAUGUGCUGGCUGCUUAGCCUCAUAUCCCCCUCUGUGACAUACAUCCGUGUAAUAUAUUCUCUUUUUUUGUCUGUUGUCAUGCUCCAAGUCUUGUACACGUACAGGAAGAAUGAGAAGACCAUCUUCUUGACACGUUGAUAUCUUGGCCAUAAGCCCAGAGGUGCAGUUGCCUACGACAGGUAGGUAGACAACAGACAUUCUGUCCUGCGUCUCCGGUUGUAGGUCGCAUGUAGUUCGUCUCAGCAGUGGAAGGAAAGACAAGAACAGGUGUUAGCAAUGGCCAGUGGAUACGAUGUGGAGAAGGGACGGCCUUCCAGAUCCAACAGCCGCGCCAUCGUCCUCGCUGUUCUAGGAGCGGCCGUCAUCAUUGGCAUCGGGUUGGCGAUUGGUCUGGGGGUGGGUCUUCGGUCACGUGACGACAAGACAUGUGAGAUGCCAGGUGACAGCGAGCAAAGUCGGAAGUUCAAGUCUGGUCAUGGCGAAUACCGCUUCGCCACAGUGGCGGCCGACUCGGAGAUGUGCUCCAAGAUUGGCACCGAAAUCAUGGGCGGCAAGAAAGGCAAUGCCGUCGACGCUGCCGUUGCCUCGGUUAUCUGUGAAGGACUCAUGAACGCGCAGAGCUCGGGUAUAGGAGGCGGGGCCUUUAUUGUCUUCUACAACAGGACCUCCGGACUGGCCAUCGCCAUCAACGCACGAGAGACAGCACCUGCUGCCGCCUCUCAGGACAUGUUUGUCAACAACCCGAGCUUGUCUACUUACGGGGGUCUGGCCAUCGGGGUGCCGGGGGAACUGAAGGGUUUGUGGCGGCUGCACCAGGAUCAUGGGCGACUUCCGUGGAGGGACCUGCUGACCCCUACCAUCGACCUGUGUCGCCAGGGGGCACCACUAACUCAGGCUCAGUAUAACGAUGCAGUGGAAAAGAAGAGUGAGCUGGUGAAUAACCCAGAAUUCAGUUUUCUCUUCGACUCCAAGAAGGAGGUUGUGCCACCCGGCACCCUGAUUCGCAGGGAGAAGCUGGCCCACACCCUACAGAUCAUCGCCGAUGAGGGAGUUGAUGCUUUCUACAACGGGACGCUUUCACAGAUGAUCGUAGAUGACAUCCGGGACAGCAAUGGCACCAUCACGAGGGAGGACCUGGCCGGUUACACUGUUGACGUCACGUUCCCGCUCACUUUCGAUGUGAAAUCAUCUGGAUUGACAGUGUAUACCAUGCCGCUACCCGGCAGUGGAGUGGUGCUCGGGUACAUCUUUAACAUCUUGUCUGGCUAUGGGUUCACCCCGGACAGCAUGUCGACGACAGACAAGGCGGUUCUGACCUACCACCGCAUUGUAGAAGCCAUGAAGUUCGCUUACGCCAAGCGGUCAGAACUGGGCGACCCCAAGUUCCUCAACAUUUCACAGUUGGUGCGGAAUAUGACGUCACCGGAAGUAGGGCAGGAGAUACGCGCCAAGAUCAGCGACGACAAAACACACGACAUCUCUUACUACGAGCCGUCUUUCUUCAACAAGAAUGACCAUGGCACUACCCACAUCUCAGUGCUUGACAGCGAGGGCAACGCCGUGGCCAUCACCACCACAGUUAACCUACACUUUGGUUCUAAAAUGAAGGGUAGCAGGACGGGUAUCAUCUUCAACAACGAGAUGGACGACUUCUCCACCCCGAACACCACCAACGCCUUCGACGUCCCUGCCUCCCCGGCCAACUUCAUCCAGCCUGGCAAGCGACCUUUGUCCUCCAUGACCCCAAGCGUUUUCGUUGACUCCAAGACAGGAGAGGUCAAACUGGUGAUUGGUGGGACUGGUGGGACCAAGAUUACGACGUCUACUGCCCUGGUAGCGAUGAGGACGCUUUGGUUUAACAGCUCUUUAGUGGCAGCAGUGGACGAUCCCAGAUUGCAUCACCAGCUGUUUCCACCAGAGAUUGAUGUGGAUGAAGGUUUCCCGAAGGAAAUUAUAGAAGGUCUCGUUGCCAAGGGACACAGAGUCGCUACGCACUGGCCAUCCGUGGUGCAGGCCAUCUUGAAUGAAGGAAGUCGACUGUAUGCAGUCUCCGAUUUUCGAGACGGCGGCUCUCCAGAUGGAUAUUAAUCCAUUCACUUCUUGUCUCUUCACUCAAAUCAUUUAUCACCUACCCCGCCGACCAUGCAAAAUCUCUGCAAAGUAGAAGCACUUUCCUUCCAAACAAACAUCCCCCGCUCUACCUCUGUCCCUCUCGUUUGUAAUCAUUCAGCUUGUGAGUUGCCAUCAGUGAUGUAAGGGAAUGGACCUGCGGAGUGCUUACAACACUGGCGGUACUGACACUAGCAGGUUCGAUUCCUGUGUGGCGCAGCGUGCUUCAUCUACCCGGGUGGUAAGUGGGUACAUGAGGAGUACUCUCUAAACUCUUCACUCACCAAAGAUAGAAAGGUUACAGAAUUUUAGAACUAGCUACAGAAAGUGCAUUCUUUUGUUAUUAGCUAGCUAAUCUACCUUAAGUCACAAAAUGCUUCCGUUUUCAGUUACCUGCCUCUGUAGUUAUGAGGAUGCUUUAUAUCAUCUUUCUACUGGAGUGGUUAAAUUAUUUUUUCUGGAGAAGUAAUUGAAGUAUGUUGUGUCAGUGAGUUGUUCUGUUAUUUGAGGACUUUAAAAUUUCACCAGUGAUAUUAUCGAGACCUGCUGAUGUUGUUUAGCCUUUGACAAAGGAGUUGUACAUUUUACUUCUUCUGUAGUGGCUUUGAAAAUGAUCAUACCGAUUUUUCUUAGAGACGGAUCAUAUAUUUGAACCUUUCUUCUGAACAGACAUUACAGUUCCAGAAAGUUUUCUGAUCAUUUAAACUAUCAUUAAAUGCAUUUAGAUGUAAUUAGAGGAUUAGAUUGACAAACUAAAUCUUUGUAAUAAGGUUUAUAGUACUUUUGUUUUCGCCCCUCUUCAUCUGAAGAAUUAUAUUAAAUGAUCUCAACUGUUUUCUAUA
This is a messenger RNA of Pomacea canaliculata, 3113 nucleotides long. Its product is annotated as glutathione hydrolase 1 proenzyme-like. The record is from RefSeq and is a predicted model, not a curated record. Gene Ontology annotation, molecular function: glutathione gamma-glutamate hydrolase. Lineage: Eukaryota; Metazoa; Mollusca; Gastropoda; Architaenioglossa; Ampullariidae. Gene Ontology annotation, biological process: glutathione catabolic process. The coding region runs from base 439 to 2250 and encodes 603 amino acids. The transcript is spliced from 13 exons. Gene Ontology annotation, cellular component: plasma membrane.